Messenger RNA from Durotheca rogersii, 1905 nucleotides. RefSeq lists its product as uncharacterized. The record is from RefSeq and is a predicted model, not a curated record. The transcript has 4 exons. Bases 190 to 1809 code for a protein of 539 amino acids. NCBI's taxonomy places the organism in Eukaryota, Fungi, Ascomycota, Sordariomycetes, Xylariales, Xylariaceae.
UCCAGUGCUACUCCUGGUUAUUAUCAGCCCCUUUUCCAUAGCCCAGGGCAGACAGACAGGAGGUAUAAAAGUAGCGUCGGCACUCCUUGUUGCUCUUCCUCGAAAGGCGGCUCUUCCAGUCAGCGAUCGUAGAAGGUGACUACAGAAAGAAAGUUAGUACGCCGAGCUUCAAAACCGUCGCGGUUCAAAAUGGUCCAAGCAAAUCACCACGCAAGCCUCUCCCUCCUGGUGGCCGCCUUCGCGGCCGUAGCCAGAGCCCGCAGCUGCCAGGAUGUUGCUGUUCCGAUCUCGAUAUCGGCGCGCAACACCAACUUCGCGCUCAGCCCACCUACCAGCGACAGCGAGGUAACGAGCUUCAUUCUGAACCUGGCGCAAGCGGGAAAGAAUUCUGCUGCUGCCAUCGUAAGCGAUGGCGGCGACGAGUUUGUGGACAUAUCUGGAGACUACACCAUCACCGGCACGUACUGCGUGCCAGAUUCGGGACCGGGCCGGGCGGUACAGAUCCUAACACACGGCAUUGGAUUCGACCGGUCCUACUGGGAUUUCUCCCUCUCCCCGCGCUCAUCGUCGUCCCCUUUCUCCUUCAACCGCACCCAGCGCAACCAGACCGGAUAUAGCAGCGGCAACAGCGCCGACUACAGCUACGUGAACGCGGCUAUCGCCCAGAAUUACAGCACCUUCGCGUACGACCGCUUGGGUACGGGAGGCUCGCUCCCGAGCGACGGCCGUCCCGUUGACCCCGUAAACGAGCUCCAGGCCCCGGUCGAGGUCGCUGUGCUCCGCGCCCUCACAGUGGCCCUCCGCUCCGCUGGUGUCCCCGGGGUCCGCACCCGCUACGAUAAAGUCGUCCAUGUCGGCCACGGUUACGGCUCCUUGCUGACAUACGCGCUGGUGGCUUCUUCCUCUUCGUCCCAGUCUUCCCAGCCUUCAUAUCCCGCGUCUUCGCCUCCCUCGGAGCAGUCUUCGUCUCCGUCUACACCUUAUGCCUCCCCUCCCUUCGAUAGCAACCAGACUUCCCAUUAUCCUACAAACAAUCCUUCUUCUAAGCGCACUACUGGCCGUGCCCUCACCUUCUCCCCCCGACUCUCUCGAAGUUCGGCCUACCUGGGGGCGGUACCUGUGGGCAAUGGAACUACACCUGGAGGCAAUAGCGCCGGGAGUGGCAUCCCCUACAACGGCGGUAUCAACGGUACUAGCGGAAAUUAUACCGGCGGUAGCAGCGGCAGCGGUGAGCUCUCCGACGGAAUCGUCCUAACGAGCUUCGGGCACACCUCGCGGGACUACUUUUCGCGGUUCCUUCUGGGGGCGAACUUCGUUUCGGCCUCGAACGCACCGGAUUCCUCCCGGCCCACCAACGUCUCCAACUUCUCCUCGUACCCCGCGACGACGGGCGUCGACUCUUCCGACGCCGGCUACCCGGGCGGCUGGCUCGUGCCGGGCGACGCCAGGGGCGUCCAGACCUACACGGUUGCGCCCCAGGGCAUUGACCCGGCCGUCUUGCAGGCCGUUUACAGCGACGUCCAGCCCGUCGCUGUCGCCGAGCUCCUGAGCCUCAGCGCCCUCGCUUCCGGGCAGAGCGCAUUCGCUGGGCCCGUGCUGGUGGUUACUGGAGAGCGCGACAUUUCGGUUUGCGGAGGCAAUUGUCUGUCGUCCGACCCGCCUAUUCCCGCCAGGUUAGAACAAUACUUCACGAAUGCGAGCGUGUUCGAAUCUAGCAUCGUUCUCGGCGCCGGGAACGGCUUGAACUUGGAGCCCUCAGCAGAGACGACGUUCGGCUCAAUUCUAGACUUCCUUAACGGAAAUGUCUAGAGUUUGGCUUGUUACUCGACAUACUGUGUGAAGAAGCGAAAUGUAUUACUACCUGGGCAUGACUGACUACAAUGUAGAGGUUGUUGUUGUCGUCCG